AGUUUAGACCACAAACUUGUUCAAAAGGUACGUGUCAUUCUUUUUUAUGAGUUCAUGCAAUAGUUGUUCUUCAAACUUCAUAGUCGUUUUACUGUGUUAAGCUUACGGAAACCAACUCCGAACAGGCGUGUAUGUCGUGCUUGGGAGCUUUUGUGAUUGUUAAAUCUGGUUCAGUAAACUAUAAAAAUUUUUCUAUAUUACAGUAGAGUUUACAUUAGAUCAAGCCCUUUUCUCUUAAUAGGGUUAGUGCAUUUCUGCAAAAGUAAUAGCUGGCUUAUAUUUCACAAUGCAAUUCAAGUCAAAACUCCAUGCGACAACCUACUAACAUCAAGAUUAUAAACCAACUCUGGUUUUUCUAACAGUGAUACUUAACUACGAAAACUACUUCAGGGUAAUGAAAUAAUAUAAGACUUACAUAUAUUUUUUUUCAUGGACAGUGUACUUCAAUAAAAAUAUCUGUACCAGACUUUGAUGGGCAUAUUACUGAAGAAAGUACAUAAGCUUAUUUGAACAGGAUUCAGUGCAGUUUAUCAAGCAAAGAAGUGUGGUUAUUUGAAGACUUCGGAUGUUUUACAGACGUGAGUAUCUCUUUCUAUUGAUUUUUCUGGGUUCUAUACGUAAUGGGGCUCAGGGUGCAUAAUUUUUAAAAUAUUCCAUUGAUUUUUGUGCCACCACAGUGGCAGCUAGGUAUGUUUCAACAUUUAAUAAUAAUCAUUCAAACAUACCGAGCUGUCCCUUCCUUAUUGUGACUGUACAAUAACUUUAAAAAUAGCCUGCGUAGCAAGCUUUUCCGAGCGAGUUUUCUGCAAGAGACUAAGUUUGUAGAGGGCAAAAAAAGAGGAAGGAGGGGCCGGGAGGGGCUAACUCGCGCAAUAACUCUAUUGGAAACGCUUGUUAUGUAGGCUAGGUAUAAUAUAAAGUGUUUCUUUAAUUUAAUUUUAAGCUUUGGGCAUGGAGGGAAAUUUUCAUUGAAUUUUCCUGGACUUAAUUAAGUGAUAAUAAGGCUCGAUUCAAACGUCAAAUUUCACAAAUGACGAACUUAAUGACAAUGCAUGUACACGAGAUGUAAUGUUCCCAUUCAAAAGAAUUAGGUUCGCUACACAUUUUUAACCGGGUCUUUAAGAGGCAGUCUCCCUAAAAGCGGUCCACUCGAUUUCGCGACAAAAAAUACUUUUGCUUUAUUUUUUGUCGGUGAAGAGGCUUUAGUAGGUGUAUACUAAAAUCGCUAUUUUUGUUUUCAAAUUCUUAUUCUUAGCUCUGCUACAAGCCAAAAACGAAUUGAGUCCGUCUCGGCUUCUCAGAGAGUGUUUCGAAGACUAAAAUUGAUGGAUUUUGAAAAGCGCGUUGCAAACAACCGAAUGCCCGCACAAAAAAUCUGUUCGAUUCAGUUUUUUUAGUUAACCUUCGAUAGUUCACAGGCUAAAUGAAAAUAUCUUUGAUCAAAACGUGUUCAAGUUACAGUGGUUCAAAGAAUAAACUAUUUUGCAGGCUUGAUCGAAACCUUGAAAGUAAGGAAGAUUUGAGGCAAAAUAUCUCAAAAGUUGCGGCCUAAAUCUGGUUUAAAAAUCAUAUCAAAGUAAAGUUUUAAGCUUAUUUUUUUGGUUUAUAGGCUCAGACUUGCGGGUAUCUUCUGGGAUUGCAACCAACAGUAGAUUAUAAUCUGCCUUUUUGCGUAUUUGCAUAAUUACAGGCCGUGUCAGAUGUCAUGAUUGUACAGGUUAAAAGUUCCAUAAAAUUGCCUCUUUUGACACUUGAAUUCGUCUCCGGCCUCUAAAAGAAAGUAAUUAAGCUUCUUUAAGUACUUUUGAAUCGAAAGAGAUAUACUAACAGGGAUGGUCAUGCAUGUUACUGAUUACCACGAUCAACUGGCGAGCGCCAUCGUCUUGUAACUACCUGCACUGAACAGUAAACAAUGUUUUUAAUAGAAUUCUCUAGAUCAGAAGUUGAUCCAAGCUCUCUAAGUAAUAAAAAUAAAUAUCACUAUCCCGGGAUACAAAACAUGCACAAGAAAGGCAACGUAGAAUUUUAAGUUCUUUCCGCAAUUUCAGAGUGAAUUUCUCCGCGGUGCAUAUAAAAGUCCAUGAAUUAUUGUAAUAAUCAGGCUGUUUAAAAACGUUUGACGCACAACAAAAACAAUUAGUCAUUUACCGUUUUAUCUGUUCUCGGUAAAUAAGACGCUUACCUUUACUUUAGAUUCUUGAUGGAAGAAGUCUAUCCAGGCAGCUGAAGUUAGGCAGUUUCGUUUCAAAAUCAAAUCACAGCGUGAUAGUGUCACGUAAUGUUAUGGUCACGUGGCUACGUAACCCGUCGGUGGCCAAAAUCUUUGUGAUAAACGAAAUUUCUGUUUCUCUCCAGAAAAAAAAAGUCCUAAUUGAAUGAGUUUUUCCUCCUUAAAUUGCACAAAAUGCGUAUCACACCAAGAAAUUUGUAUUGGUAAUGAAUCAUUUUCUACGGCAUGGUACCACUGGCCUUAUUAAUCCUCGCCCAUGCGUUUUUUUUUUAUCAACUUAGAAUGUCCCAUAUAAGAGGCCAAAAUAGUUAGUACGACAAAAACGUUUCCAAAGAACGGAUGUAAUAGUCUUUAAAAAUGCAGCUACAGGGAGUCUUGUAGUUUCCAUGUAGAGUAUUUUAAUGUGACGUCUUGUUGACAUCCGGGUUAGGUGAUUUUGACGUUCUAAAGGAGAUAGGUCUGGCCGGGAGUUUUGGGUUUUCAGGUGUCUGGGCUCAAUUUUGUUCAGGUUUUCGGAAUUUUAGGGCCAAAUAAAAUAAAUAGAUAAAUGAUCUUUAAUCACAGGUUGACAAGGUCCAGACUCAAAACAGUUCGUUCGCACAAGGUUCGAGGCAGGGGGGGGGGAGUUGCCCAGGAAAUUGGUGCAAUGGACCUUGCGGCUAUCUGCGUCGCUGUCUUACGUUCCGUCCUAGAGUACAAUGUUGCGUGGCUUGAUAUAACGCCCUUCCUGCCCAUCUGCCUAGUACAAUAGAGCGGGUCCAAAUGCGAGCUUUAAGGAUAAUAUACCUUCGGAAGCUUUACAGUUUGCUAGAGUCGUUAGAGUUGAGGACAGGCGCAGUGGGCUCUGUAUGGGCAUUGUAAACAAAGGCAGGACCUUGUCAGAACACAUAGCCUGCGUAGCAGGCCCUUGAAGGUAGUGGGUGCAAAAAGAACGGGCGCGCGAGAGAGACACACGGAGACACCCGUUCUUUCUUGCGUCCACUACUUUUUCAAGGGCCUGCUACGCAGGCUAAGAACACUAUAGAAAUGGCGUCUCUGGGGAGCAUGCCGCCUUUAACCCGCCCGUACGGGCUCGCUCCUUGUCUUUGGACGCUGAUACUAGAUUCUGGGAUAAAUAAAAAAGCCGGGUUGGACGGUCUGUCUCAGUCCUGAAAUACCUUAUUUAGGUAUAUAGUAUUCUUUUUCAAGGUAAUUUCAGGCAUUCGGUAUCAAACUUUUUACAAAUCUUUAGCUAUAUUGGUAUCUUAUGAGGACACAAGCGGGUAUAUUGGUAUCCCACCGUCCCCCACCCUCACCCCUCCUAUGCGGGCCGGGCCUGAAAAUAUGGAAGGGCGGAGUCCAUGCCGUGAAAAUAAUGAUUCAUUACCAAUACAAAUUCCUUGGUGUGAUAUGCAUUUUGUGCAACUUAAAGAGGAAAAACUCAUUCAAUUAGGGCUUUCGGGAGAGAAGCAGAAAGUUCGUUUAUCACAAAGAUAUUGGAGCACGACGGGUUACGUAGCCACGUGACCAUAACAUUACGUGACACUAUCACGCUGUGAUUUGAUUUUGAAACGAAACUGCCUAACUUCAGCUGCCUGGAUAGACUUCUUCCAUCAAGAAUCUAAAGUAAAGGUAAGCGUCUUAUUUACCGAGAACAGAUAAAACGGUAAAUGACUAAUUGUUUUUGUUGUGCGUCAAACGUUUUUAAACAGCCUGAUUAUUACAAUAAUUCAUGGACUUUUAUAUGCACCGCGGAGAAAUUCACUCUGAAAUUGCGGAAAGAACUUAAAAUUCUACGUUGCCUUUCUUGUGCAUGUUUUGUAUCCCGGGAUAGUGAUAUUUAUUUUUAUUACUUAGAGAGCUUGGAUCAACUUCUGAUCUAGAGAAUUCUAUUAAAAACAUUGUUUACUGUUCAGUGCAGGUAGUUACAAGACGAUGGCGCUCGCCAGUUGAUCGUGGUAAUCAGUAACAUGCAUGACCAUCCCUGUUAGUAUAUCUCUUUCGAUUCAAAAGUACUUAAAGAAGCUUAAUUACUUUCUUUUAGAGGCCGGAGACGAAUUCAAGUGUCAAAAGAGGCAAUUUUAUGGAACUUUUAACCUGUACAAUCAUGACAUCUGACACGGCCUGUAAUUAUGCAAAUACGCAAAAAGGCAGAUUAUAAUCUACUGUUGGUUGCAAUCCCAGAAGAUACCCGCAAGUCUGAGCCUAUAAACCAAAAAAAUAAGCUUAAAACUUUACUUUGAUAUGAUUUUUAAACCAGAUUUAGGCCGCAACUUUUGAGAUAUUUUGCCUCAAAUCUUCCUUACUUUCAAGGUUUCGAUCAAGCCUGCAAAAUAGGUAUUCUUUGAACCACUGUAACUUGAACACGUUUUGAUCAAAGAUAUUUUUAUUUAGCCUGUGAACUAUCGAAGGUUAACUAAAAAAACUGAAUCGAACAGAUUUUUUGUGCGGGCAUUCGGUUGUUUGCAACGCGCUUUUCAAAAUCCAUCAAUUUUAGUCUUCGAAACACUCUCUGAGAAGCCGAGACGGACUCAAUUCGUUUUUGGCUUGUAGCAGAGCUAAGAAUAAGAAUUUGAAAACAAAAAUAGCGAUUUUAGUAUACACCUACUAAAGCCUCUUCACCGACAAAAAAUGAAGCAAAAGUAUUUUUUGUCGCGAAAUCGAGUGGACCGCUUUUAGGGAGACUGCCUCUUAAGUUUUGAUAAAGGUAAAGGGAAAGGGGAAUUUUCUGCAGGAAAGGAGCGAUAGUAAAAAGGGAGUGGGGCCGAAAAAUGUAUUUGAAACACUACGACUGAAUUUUUUAUCUCCAAUUGCUAUAUUCUUUUACAAUUAUUUCACAGAUAAAGAAACAAGGCAAAGUGAUAAGUCUCCAGUGGAACGAAACACACAACAGAGGAAGAUUGAAGUUAGAUACAUAGCGUUUGUCUUUCACUUACAUCAAGAAUCAAAAGCACUCUAG
Porites lobata is the source of this 5168-nucleotide messenger RNA. The record is from the annotation of a GenBank genome assembly. NCBI's taxonomy places the organism in Eukaryota, Metazoa, Cnidaria, Anthozoa, Scleractinia, Poritidae.